Molecule: messenger RNA, 500 nt
Organism: Protobothrops mucrosquamatus (brown spotted pit viper)
Lineage: Eukaryota; Metazoa; Chordata; Lepidosauria; Squamata; Viperidae
Product: coagulation factor VIII-like
Exons: 5
Molecular function (GO): copper ion binding
Source: RefSeq, a predicted model, not a curated record
GCCCUCAAUAUAAGAAGGCAAUUUAUCUGGAAUAUACAGAUUCUACAUUCAGAGAAGUAAAACCGAAGCCUGCUUGGAUGGGUCUUUUGGGCCCCAUCGUCCAAGCCGAAGUCUAUGACAAGGUGGUUGUGACCUUUAAGAAUAUGGCUUCCCGUCCCUUCAAUAUCCAUGCUAAAGGAGUAUCUUAUUGGAAAUCUUCUGAAGGGGCAGGCUAUGAUGAUUGGACCAGCCAGCUAGAGAAAAAAGAUGAUGCUGUAGAACCUGAUCACACUCAUGUCUAUGUGUGGGAGAUCUUAGAAGAUCAAGGGCCAACUGGAUCGGAUACACACUGCUUAACUUAUGCCUACUCCUCUCAUGUGGACAGCGUCAGGGAUAUUAACUCUGGAUUGAUUGGACCACUGCUGGUCUGUAAGCCAGGUAAGAUCAGUAUAAAAUCCGGGGGCAAAAUACAAGAAUUUGUGCUGCUGUUUUCUGUAUUUGAUGAAGAUUACACCCCUUGA